UCAAAAUAAAUAAAGAAUUUAAGAAUUUAAGAAAAAUAAGAAAAAUAAGAAAAAAAAAACGCGGCUGCUGUAUUCACCAAAAACAGAGACACGGUGAGAGGGAGAGAGAGAGAAACUCUGUGUUGAUCGAUCCCAGCUAAGAUUCAACGUUUCAAAUAAUCGAACACGGGUUUAUUGGUUUUUCGAUUGUCGCAGGCUGUGCUGACAAUUUUGCAAUAAAUUUUUGUGAAAUUUUGAGGCUGUGAUUUCUACGCGAGCCCGCGAUCGUGUAGAAUUUUUCAAUUACCUGCGGGGGUGAUUUGUUUGGGUUGGAUUUUGAUUCUGAGGAAUGGAUCGAGGAGGAAGUGGGAUUUUGAUUGGGACGGAGGGUUCUCAAUGCGGAGGUUUAAGUUGAAGGGUUUGAUUUUUGUAUUUUUUGGUAUUUUUUUGGAUGAUUUCUGCAGAAGGUAGGGAUGCUAUAAAGGGGCUGGGUUUAGGGUUGGGGUUAGGGCUGGGUGCUGGGAGGAGAGAGAUGGUGGAGUCUGAGCUCGAAGAGGGUGAGGCGUGCUCCUUUCAGAACCACGAGGAUUAUGAUGCCACCGUUGAUCCCGAUGUUGCCCUCUCUUACAUUGAUGAAAAAAUUCAAGAUGUUCUGGGACACUUUCAGAAGGAUUUUGAGGGUGGGCUGUCUGCGGAAAGUCUUGGGGCAAAAUAUGGUGGUUAUGGAUCAUUUUUGCCCACCUAUCAGCGAUCUCCUGUCUGGUCUCAUCCAAGGACUCCACAAAAAAAUCAUAGUCAAAAUACACCAAAAUCUCCGAAUAAUUUGCUGCCAGAGGGUGGGCAGGGUGACGCUGUACAAUGUUCCACUGGAACUCAGUCAUCAAGACUUGGCCCAGGUUCUGGUAACUCUUUGAGGAUGGCUGCAAACAAGGGUCUCUAUCUGGAAGAUGGAACCCAUCAAGAAAAGUACUUGAUAACCACUAAUGUUGAUACAUCCACUUCUAAGCAUGAGUCUCUAAACAAGAAAUUUACUAGCACAUCGGACCAGAAGCCACUGAAGGUUCGAAUCAAAAUGGGUCCAGAUAAUUUAUCAACACGGAAAAAUGCUGCAAUAUACAGUGAAAUUGGUCUGGAUGUGUCACCAUCAUCAUCACUGGAUGACAGUCCCUCAGAAAGUGAGGGGAUUUCUCGUGAUCCUCAUGAAGCUCCUUUUGAAUCUCCAACCAUUAUCCUUCAGAUUAUGACUGACCUCCCUCAGCUAUUGUCACCACUUUCUGAAAGUAUCAUUGAAUUAACUAUAAAGGAAAUGCGUGCCAGAGAUAGCAUUCCUGGUCUUGUUCAUCUGGAUGAUGCAGAAAGUUUUGACAUGUCACUAAAUGAAUCUAAUAAUGUGAAAGUAGAUAGAAAAUUGUCACGGGGGAGUGGUAGGAAAAUGAAAUCUCUGGAGGGUUGUGAAUCCUCAAUGGAAGUCAAGGGUUCUACAAAGAAGAAUGGUCGGAUUGAUGCUGGAGUGUUGUCAAGAAAGGAACAAAGUACAGAUGCAUCAACUAUGGAGGAGCUAGUUUCAAAUACUAUGAAGCUUCCACUUUUAUCCAGUUCAUAUUCUUUCAGUGAUGACUUGGUUAGGACUGAUGAUGGGCCGUGUGAUUCUUUGAAGGAAACCCACAAAGUUAUGGUGAGGGAGAAAACCUUCUCUGGUCAGGGUCAAAAGGAAGGGCUGGAGCCAACAUCUACUGAGGUGAAUGGUUUUUCUGAAAGGACAAAGGGAAGCUCAAGAAGAAAAGUUGUGGGAGAUAAGAUUCCUUUUGAUGACUAUAUAGUGAAAGAAAAUUCUCAAGGAGAUAAUAAUUGCCACUCAAUAAUGGCUGAAUCUAACGUUUCCAAAGUUAGGACAGCAUCAAACACUGAAGAGCCUCCUAAGAAGGCUAAUCAGAGAGGUAGCCUAUGUGAACAAGACAGUAUGGCAAUACCUGUCGUGACAGAACAUCCUGUUCUGGUUGGUAAGAAGAAGGCAAAGGGAAGUCAUGACACCGUGGUUAUGGAAAGGGAAAAAGAAAAGAUUGGAUCCUCAUCGGCUCCUAAAACAAAAAGGAGUUCUGAUGAUAGUUCUGCAUCAAAAAAUGAGACUGAAGAUGUUAGAGCACAAAAGAAUCUCGGAAAGACUCGAGAUACGUACAGAGAUUUCUUUGGAGAAUUGGAAGAUGAGGAGGACAGAAUCAAUUCGCUGGAGACCCCAUUUGAAGAAAAACCGAAGGAACCUGAGGUGGUUGAGAGGAGUGCACCUACAACUAGUUCUGGAGCAAAGGAGAGACCAAGUGCUAAGAAAGCUGAUAAGCUGUUAACAGCUGAAAUAUACCCUAAAUCAGCCACAAAUAUUUGGUGCACUGGAAAUGCAAAUGGUACUGAUGCUGAGAGUGGAAAAGGGAUUCCUGUAAUGAUACCCCCCGUUGAGAUGGAAGAUAAUUGGGUGCAAUGUGACAGAUGUCAUAAAUGGCGUCUUCUUCCUGUUGGAACAAAUCCUGAUAACCUACCCGAAAAGUGGCUAUGUAGUAUGCUUAAUUGGCUGCCGGACAUGAAUCGAUGUAGCUUUAGUGAGGAUGAAACCACUAAAGCACUUAUUGCAUUAUACCAAGGGCCUCCUUUUGACGGUCAAAGCAACCUGCAAAAUGUCUCUGGCAGUGUUAUGGUGGGAGGAGCCAUGCCAACAUCCCAGCAUCCUAACCAGCACCAGCUAAAUAAUGAUGUGCAUGUGGCACCUGGGGGGAAGAAAAGGUUAAAUUCUACAAAUAAAGAAAACUUUUCUCAAUCCUCAUAUCCUAUGAAGAAAAACUUGUUGUCAACAGUGAAAAGUAGGAGUUUAAAUGAUGUGAACAAAUCUCCUGUCAUGAGUGAGGCUGAUGUUCCAUCAGAGAAACACAAAAAUAAGCACAGGACGCAGGAGCACAGUUCUGAUAGAGGUGAUACAAAGAAUACGAAGGUCAAAAGCAGGAGGGAUCAUGAUCAAGAUUUUCCUAGGCCAUCCAAGAAAUCUAAGACUGACAAGGCUCAUUCUACCAAUGAAGAGUGGGUAGAACAGAGCGGAACUACUAGGAAGGUGGGUGUUCAAAGUUCAAAUAGCACUUUUCCAACUACUUCAGUUGGCAAAGAUCGACCAAGACAGAAAGCCCACUCUUCUUCAAGGGACUCCAAAUCAAGAAAAGACAGGAUUCCAGUUUCUGCUGAAAACACAAGAGAUAAAGGUCAGGGUUCGUUGGAUGAGGGAUCUCUGGAUCUGGGGAAUUGUGAUUCAAUUGGUAGUGUGAAAAAAAGGAAACUUAAGGGAUAUCAGGAUGCUAUAACUUACAGCCCAGGUAAUCCUCGCAUACAGGAGAGCAAAACUUCUGAGCAUGAUUUCAGCAAUUCAAGGAAGGAAAAGAAGGCGAAAAGUUCAAAAUCUGGAGGCAAAGAAUCAAGUACCAGUAAAGGUAGUGGUAGGACUGACAAAAAAGUUAGUCAUGCAAAGAACCAGAAAUUCAGGCAAAACCCUGAGUGCAGUCUGUCACAGCGGAGCUUGGAUGGCAUGGACUGUUCAAAAAGGGACUUGGGACCUUUACAGGUUUCUGUUGCUGCCACUUCAAGCUCUUCUAAGGUUUCUGGCUCUCACAAAACCAAAGCCAGCUUCCACGAAGUGAAGGGCUCACCUGUGGAAUCGGUGUCUUCAUCACCCAUUCGAGUUUUAAAUGCAGAUAAGCUUUCAAUCAAGGAAAUUAUAGGGAAAGAUGAUUCACGUGAUGUUGCUGCUGUGGAUAGUCCAAGAAGAUGCUUGAAUCGUGAUGAUGAUGGUGCAAGUGAUCGAUCUGGAACGGCCAGGAAGGAUAAAUCUUUCACCAUUGCCAACAGGGCAGAUUUUCAGGACAAGGGUGUUAAUUUUUCUGAUACGAAGCUUAAAGCUGAAACAACCAGCUAUUGUACAAAUGGUGGUGUUGACACCAUAGUUCCAGAUGGGACCUAUGCAGGCAAAGAGCAUAUUAAACAUCCAGGUGAAGACAAAAUUGAUGUUUAUCAUGCUAAUAUGUCUCAUACAAGGAAGAAUGGCAUAGAAUCAGGUUUGGAGGACAACAAUGACGGCUGUAAGUCAGAGUCCCAUGCAGAUAAGGUCAAGAAUUCUAGUUCUUCAAGUCAACUGAAAAAUCAGUCUCCUCUAGCUGAGACAAAGCAUAAGGAUGGAAAAAAUAAGUUGCAGGAGAAGUUUGGGAUCAAGCCUGACCAAAGUGAGAAUAUACAUGCUGUCAAGAAAGAUUAUGCAGAGAAAGCUGAGGCUAGGAAAAAAGAGAGUCACUUAAAUCGAGGUCAUGACUUUCAAGAUGUUAUUGUGGAUGCCCUUUGCAAACAGGAUGCAUUUCAUGCUCCCCCGCAGACUCAGUUGCCAGACUCGGAUAGAUCCACAAAGAGGUCUCUUUUUGAAAGAACUGGUGAUCAAGAAGUGCAUGGAAAAGGGAAGCUGUUGUCAUCAUUGCCAUCUGAAGGAUCUCAAGUUGAGACAUUGGGCCGAUGCCCACGGCCAGUUGGUUUACAUAAAGGAAAUGGUGAUGCUGAAGUUGACCCUUCCAAAGUCGAUGAUGUGUCAAAGCUACCAAAAAGGCAAUCGAAAAAGACUGACAAUCAAAAUGGAAAUCAGCAAACUGGUUCAAGAAAUCCCGUACUUAAUGGUCACAGGUCGAAGGAGCUUGAUGCCCCUAGCCCAGUUAGAAGGGAUUCUUACAGCCAUGCUGCUAACAAUGCUGUGAAAGAAGCUAAAGAUCUUAAGCAUCUGGCUGAUCGUCUUAAGCAUUCUGGAUCCACUGGUGAGAGCACUAGUCUUUACUUCCAGGCAGCCCUCAAAUUUCUUCACGGAGCCUCUCUGUUAGAAUCUGGCAACAGUGAUAAUUCUAAACACAGUGAGAUGAUUCAAUCAAAACAAAUGUAUAGUAGCACUGCAAAAUUGUGCGAGUUUUGUGCCCACGAAUAUGAGAAAUCAAAAGACAUGGCUUCAGCUGCACUAGCCUACAAAUGCAUGGAGGUAGCAUAUAUGAGGGUAGUAUAUUCUUCACACACUAGUGCAAGCAGAGAUCGGCAUGAGUUGCACAAUACACUGCAAAUGAUUCCUCUUGGUGAGUCUCCAUCGUCAUCUGCCUCUGAUGUUGACAAUGUUAACAACUCUACAGCUGCUGACAAGGUUGUCAUCAUAUCUAAGAGUGUCAAUUCGCCCCAAGUAGCUGGAAACCAUGUUAUUGCUGCACGACAUCGUCCUAAUUUUGUGCGAUUGCUCGGUUUUGCUCAGGAUGUUACUUUUGCCAUGGAAGCAUCAAGGAAAUCACGGAAUGCUUUUGCAGCUGCUAAUUCAAGCCUAGGUGUGGGCAAGAAUACAGAUGGUAUCUCCUCUAUCAAAAAGGCUCUUGAUUUUAGCUUUCAAGAUGUGGAGGGGUUACUUCGUUUGGUACGGGUUGCUGUGGAGGCCAUUAAUCGUUAAAGAAACCAUUUAAUUGAGAAGAUGAUUCUAGUCAGUUAUGAACAUGUGUUUCUUGGUCAUGUACAAAAUCUCAACUCUGACAAAAAACAGUCUGAAAUUAUGGAGGGCAAGGUUUAUUUUGUUGGAUCUCGAAUCAAUCUUGUCAACAGGUGAAGCUAGUACUGUCUCUAUAGAUAUGGCUGCUGUGGACAGUGAAAUGAAAGUCUCAGUUUACAGUCAGGAAUUUGGUUGCUCUCUGUUGUUUACAAACAUAAAAUCCUUUCAAUCCUCGAGACAACGUGGAGGCCCUCAGAAGCAAGGUUCUGUAAUGCAGAUUCUGAGCUAUAUUGAUAUUUAGAACGAUGCUACUUCCAGAUUAUAAGAUGAUGAUAUAAUAGGUGGAUAUGGAUAGAUUUAGAAGUUUGAAACUAUUUGCGCUCUCUUAUGUCCUUUUCUCAUUCCGGAGGGUUUAUUAAUUUGUCAAUCUGUACAUGUGUAAAGUUGUAACUGCUGGAAAGAGGAAGUUGUGGAUUUUGUAUUACUGCAAUCAUGCUUCUACUAGUGGUUCUGCAUUUUCUUCCCCUUUCCAAUCUCUUCCCGGAAAGUAAAGUCAAAGAGAGCCAAACUAAAGUUCUCUUGUACAAUGUUGGGAUUAGGGGUAGAACAAUAUUCUUUACUCAUUUUGUUGAUAGAGUACCAAGCAGAAAAUAAAAAAGGAGAGAUGUACAGCAAGAAUUUUUUUGAAGUGGCAGGCAAUUUACUGCAAAUGAAUUGUCAACUCAGGGACGCAGUGGAUGUAAAUAAAAAUUAUAUAGAUUCAAGUCAGAAACAGGGCAAGCUGGUUGCUACAUUCAUGCAGAACAUUCAGGUUUGAGCAACUGAGGCAAAUACCAGAUAGACCUGGAGUUUAGCUCGCCAAAUCUGUAACUGGCCAUGGUGGAGUUUUUUUCUUCAUCUUUUUCCCUGCUUUUCCCUGUCUUACUGUAUUCUUUAAAAAAAAAAACAGAUGCUAGUAUUGGGCAUUUAAUUUUAAAUUUUGACUUUACUAACUUACCUGUUCUUAUAAUGUACAUAGCUUUAUGUUCAUCUACUUUUCUUAAUAUUUCACCCUUCUGGUGUAGUGGCGAGUGCCAUUCGGUGCGUCGUGUGUAAGUUAUAUGGAAUAUAGAAUUGAAAAUAGUUUAGUGGAAGAUUAAGGGUGUA
This is a messenger RNA of Vigna angularis (adzuki bean), 6649 nucleotides long. Its product is annotated as cysteine-tryptophan domain-containing zinc finger protein 3. Gene Ontology annotation, molecular function: zinc ion binding. Lineage: Eukaryota; Viridiplantae; Streptophyta; Magnoliopsida; Fabales; Fabaceae. The record is from RefSeq and is a predicted model, not a curated record. Bases 431 to 5467 code for a protein of 1678 amino acids. The transcript has 14 exons.